UGCGCGAUGCUGUCUCACGCCGACCUCCUGGACGCUAGGCUAGGUAUGAAAGAUGCCGCCGAGCUUCUGGGCCACCGGGAGGCGGUGAAGUGUAGGCUGGGCGUGGGGGGCUCCGACCCCGGGGGUCACCCCGGAGACCUGGCGCCCAACUCCGACCCGGUCGAGGGAACCACGCUGCUGCCAGGGGAGGACAUCACCACCGUGGGCUCUACCCAGGCCUCGCUGGCGGUGAGCGCCAAGGACCCCGACAAGCAGCCGGGGCCGCAGGGCGGCCCGAACCCUAGCCAAGCGGGCCAGCAGCAAGGCCAACAGAAGCAGAAGCGCCACCGGACGCGCUUCACCCCAGCCCAGCUCAACGAGCUGGAGAGGAGCUUCGCGAAGACUCACUACCCCGACAUCUUUAUGCGCGAGGAGCUGGCGCUGCGCAUCGGCCUCACCGAGUCCCGAGUGCAGGUGUGGUUCCAGAACCGGCGAGCCAAGUGGAAGAAGCGCAAGAAGACGACCAACGUGUUCCGCGCGCCGGGCACGCUGCUGCCCACGCCAGGCCUUCCGCAGUUCCCGUCCGCCGCGGCCGCCGCUGCGGCCGCCAUGGGCGACAGCCUGUGCUCUUUCCACGCCAACGACACACGCUGGGCGGCGGCCGCCACGCCGGGCGUGCCCCAGCUGCCGCUGCCACCCGCGCUGGGCCGGCAGCAGGCCAUGGCGCAGUCGCUGUCCCAGUGCAGCCUGGCGGCCGGGCCGCCGCCCAACUCCAUGGGCCUGUCCAACAGCCUGGCGGGCUCCAACGGCGCCGGGCUGCAGUCGCACCUCUACCAGCCCGCCUUCCCCGGCAUGGUGCCCGCCUCCCUCCCCGGUCCCAGCAAUGUCUCCGGCUCGCCCCAGCUUUGCAGCUCCCCGGACAGCAGCGACGUGUGGCGGGGCACGAGCAUCGCCUCCCUCCGCCGCAAGGCGCUCGAGCACACAGUCUCCAUGAGCUUCACUUAA
Molecule: messenger RNA, 984 nt
Organism: Echinops telfairi (small Madagascar hedgehog)
Lineage: Eukaryota; Metazoa; Chordata; Mammalia; Afrosoricida; Tenrecidae
Gene: OTP
Product: orthopedia homeobox
Exons: 3
Coding region: 7-984 (325 amino acids)
Biological process (GO): neuron differentiation; regulation of DNA-templated transcription
Molecular function (GO): DNA binding; DNA-binding transcription factor activity, RNA polymerase II-specific
Source: RefSeq, a predicted model, not a curated record